AUGGCAGAUCCAGCUAUUGAGGAUUUCACCAUUGGCUGGAUAUGUGCUCUGCAAGAAGAGUACGAGGCUGCUUGUCGAAUGCUUGACGAGGAGUUCGACGGUGACGACACAGCUGAGCAAAACGACGACAAUACCUACGUUUUUGGGCGCAUCCACAAACACAAUGUCGUGAUCGGAUCCCCUCCAGGUGGCCGAUACGGCACCACCUCUGCUACCGGUGUCGCCAAGGACAUGAUCCGGUCCUUCCCCAAGCUGAGGUUUGCACUGAUGGUGGGCAUUGGAGGAGGCGCUCCGACAGGUAAAAGGGAUAUUCGGCUAGGAGACGUUGUGGUUAGCGAACCAAAGGAGAGGAUCGGAGGCGUUAUUCAGUAUGACCUGGGCAGGCGACAAUCGAAUGGCCUUUUCGAACUAACGGGGCAACUAAACGCGCCGCCAUCGGCACUUCUCAUGGCGCUUACGGAGAUGAAGCGUCGGCAUAACGACCUAAGGAAACCGGACAGAAUUGCCGAGCAUUUGACUUUGAUGGGUGAUAUGCCUGAAUAUGCACGUCCGAAGGUUGACCAGCUUUACCUCCCGGAUUACGAACAUCAGGGCGGAGAAGGAUGCGAAAGCUGCGAUUCCAGCAAGGUAAUACAACGUUCGGAUCGUCUUCCGGGCCGAGCUGUCACUGUUCACUACGGCACCAUCGCAUCUGCCAACUCUGUGAUGAAAGAUGCCAAGGACAGAGAUCGCUAUGCCCACGAUGGAGCAUUGAACGUGCUGUGCUUUGAAAUGGAAGCGGCGGGCUUGAUGAACACGUUACCCACCUUGGUAAUUCGCGGGAUAUGUGAUUAUUCGGAUUCGCACAAGAAUUCCGAAUGGCACAAUUAUGCGGCUCUGGCGGCAGCAGCAUAUGCGAGAGAGCUUUUGCAUGUUGUGAAGCCCCAUAGGGUGGCGUCUCAACCAUCGUGGGGUGACACUCUUGUGAGCCAGAUGGCAGACCUCCAGGAGAACUUGACCGAAGUUCUCCAUCAUCACCGCAGUCAAGACGAGGAAAAGCUAUUGGAGUGGUUAACCCCGAUCAACCACACCAAGCACCAGAUUGACAAAGCCCGCAAUCGGAACUCGGAAAUGCAAACCGGUCAGUGGCUUCUAGAGUCACCAGAAUUUCAAGGGUGGUUGGAAGCAAGCAACCAGACGCUCUUCUGCCCUGGGAUACCCGGUGCAGGGAAGACUGUUCUUACAUCAGUCGUAGUUGACUAUUUACUGGCCAUGCAGAGUGACUGGCUUCGCAAGAAAGGGAGAAGAAUGGGUGUUGCGUUCAUCUAUUGCGAUUUCAAGCAGCAGUACGAGCCUGAACAACUUCUCGCCAGCAUUCUUGGGCAAUUUGCUGCCAACGAUGCUUCUGCCCUCCAAAAAGUGAAAAACCUUCACGAAGAUUGCAAAUUGCGAUCGCGGAAUCCAUCAAUCUCCGAUAUAUUAGAGGCGUUGAAUUCUGUCAUUUCGACCGCAUCAACCGCAUCAACCGCAUCCACGUUCAUCAUCGUUGAUGCACUGGAUGAAUGUAAUCAGCACUGCCGAGACCGGCUUCUUUCCGGCAUCUUCAGUCUCCAACAGAAAGGCGGAGCAAACCUCUUUGCGACCUCAAGACACAUUCCAGAAAUUCACGACAGGUUCGGGGGGGCUCAAACUCUCGAAAUUCGCGCAAAAGAGGAAGACGUUCGGGCUUACGUGGUCAGCUGCAUGACCAAACUCCCCAGGUUUGUCACUAGGAGUCCAGACCUGCAAGAGGAAAUGAAAAUUGGUAUCGUCAAAGCUGUUGACGGCAUGUUCUUGCUCGCAAAACUUCAUCUCGAUUCUUUAGUUGGAGCGAGAUCCAGAAAGGCUUUUCAAAACGCCUUGAAAUGCCUUCCGACUGGCACACAUGCUUACGGUCAUGCGUACGAUCUUGCGAUGGACCGUAUCGAAGGUCAGGAUCCAAACAAACGCGAGCUUGCCAUUCAGGUUCUCUCUUGGAUUGCCUGCGCGAGGAGACAUCUGGCAACAGAAGAACUUCAACAUGCACUUGCCGUUGAGGUCGGCCUCGCAGCUCUUGAUGUAUCCAAUAUCUCUGAGAUCGAAGACGUGAUCAGCGUGUGCCAUGGGUUGGUCACUGUGGAUCGGGAACGCAACAUCAUCCGGCUGGUUCACUACACUGUCCAAGAAUACUUCGAACGAUCACAGAAACAGCGACUACCAGUGGCGCAAGACUAUAUUACCUCAAUUUGUGUUACCUAUCUUUCUUUUGAUGCUUUUGCGGGCGGAAACUGCCAAACCCGGAGCGAAUUGCGCGAACGAUGUAAGAGGAACCUCUUCUAUCCUUACGCUGCAAUGAACUGGGGAUACCACGCUCGCGAAGCAUCAGUUUUACCUCAUGAGGCUUGGCAGUUUCUGAAGUCGACGGCAAAGGUUGAAGCGUCCAGCCAAGUACUGAUGGCAUCAGCACUUGAGAGUUUUCACCCUACUUUUGGUGAUGAAAUCGAACCCACACGAAUGACGGCACUUCACUUGGCAGCAUAUUUUGGUAUUUCGAAGGCAUUUGAGACUCUGGAGGAUGGAAAAUUUCUAAACUCACAAGAUGCAUUUGGUAAGACGGACGUCAACAUCGGGAACGAACAGGACCAAACACCCCUAUGGCUCGCUGCAGACCUUGGACUCGCGCCGAUGGUCAAACUAUUUCUUGCAGCAGAUGGUCUCGAUGUGAACUCGGCCGACUGGUGGGGUUCGACGCCGCUACAUGUCGCCGCUAGGAGGGGGCAUGAGACGGUGGUGGAGUUGUUGCUCGGGAAUCAUGCGAUUGACGUGAAUGCGGAUGCCGACCGUAGAAGCACACCGCUGUUGGAAGCUGCAGAGACAGGCAACGAGGGGGUGAUCAAGCUACUGCUGGCCAAGGAGGGGGCCGACGUUAACUCGAGGAGUCAAUUCGGGGCGACGCCACUGGCAACUGCAGCAGAGAGAGGGCUCGCAGGGGCAGUCAAGCUGCUUCUCGCGGAUAAAAGAGUCGAUCCAGACUCUAGAGACAAUAGUGGACGGACACCUCUAUCGAAGGCAGCAGGAAAUGGCCAUGAACUGGUGGUUCGAUUGCUACUUGCCCAGUACGCAGUCAAUAUUGACUCAGCUGAUCAUGAUGGACGGACACCUCUCUCAUGGGCGGCCGAGAGUGGUCACCAAGCGCUGGUCAAGCUGUUACUUGAGCAGGGUAACGUGGAUGUGAACUCGAGGGACAUCAAUGGACGGACGCCGCUGGUAUGGGCGAUUGGUGUGGAAUUUCCCCUGUAUGAGCAAGGAAUGUUACAUGGACUCACAACUCAGGAGAACCGGGAGGAAUUGGUACGGCUUCUGCUCCGCACAACAGGAAUUACUACCGAAACACGUGACGAAAACGGUCGGACGGCCGUAUCAUGGGCAGCCGAGACCACAACGCGGGCUGUGGUAAGAAUCCUUGUCGAGGAGGGAGGAGCUAAUGUCCACUCCAGGGACAACUCUGGUCAGACACCGCUAUUACUAGCGGUACAACAGCGGCAUGGGGCGGGAAGGAACAUGAUCCAAUUAAAGGGCUACAGUGAGGAUGAGCAUAAGUAUGUGCGGUACCGGGAGGCAUGGGACGAGCUUAAAGGUAUCAUUGAACUCUUACUUGAGAAGGGAUCUGAUCCCAAAACUGGAGAUAAUAAGGGGUUGACGCCACUAUUCAUCAUGGAGAGGAUGGGGUGGUUUAAGAAGAGCGAAAGGUAG
Fusarium falciforme is the source of this 3750-nucleotide messenger RNA. RefSeq lists its product as hypothetical. The record is from RefSeq and is a predicted model, not a curated record. Gene Ontology annotation, molecular function: protein binding; catalytic activity. Lineage: Eukaryota; Fungi; Ascomycota; Sordariomycetes; Hypocreales; Nectriaceae. The transcript has 4 exons. The coding region runs from base 1 to 3750 and encodes 1249 amino acids. Gene Ontology annotation, biological process: nucleoside metabolic process.